This is a messenger RNA of Pyricularia oryzae 70-15, 3214 nucleotides long. RefSeq lists its product as uncharacterized. Bases 370 to 1965 code for a protein of 531 amino acids. The record is from RefSeq and is a predicted model, not a curated record. The transcript has a single exon. Lineage: Eukaryota; Fungi; Ascomycota; Sordariomycetes; Magnaporthales; Pyriculariaceae.
GCCCAACGUCACGUUAAAGUAGUUUUAGCGCGACUGGACAAGACCCUUGCUCAUCUAUCUUUGCGCAAACUCCGGAUUUACUUUGUACAACAGCACGACAAGCUGUGGAAUUCUCCCUAGACAUCACUUUCAAGUCAGGAUUCUUUCGCAUCGGAUCUGAGACCUGACAUGGUUUUACCCAACACACAUGCGCUUUACCAGACGUGCGCGCGAGAUUCUCAAUCUUCGCUGAGCGCGUCUCCCAAGUAGACCAGCAACCAAUGUUUCAACCCAUGUUUUCUUCAAGUUUCCCCAUCUGGUAGAUGAAAAUCAGCAACGCGAACCGCAUCCUCGAAAUUUGCGCUCGCCUUCUCGGACACAACUCGAGCUAUGGACGACGAAUUCUCUCGCCCGGCGAAGCGACCCCGACGCGACACCUCGAUGCCAUCAUCAUUCACAAUCGAUAUUCCCCUGCACCCCACCUACUACAGGGGCGCACACCCUCCUCCCGGCAAGAUUCAGCUCCUGCCAGAACAUAGCGAUAAUACAGCUUACAUUAUCGAGAAGAUUAUCGAUCCCAACGGCCGAAAACUGCCGGAAACGGCACGCAAGCGACCUUUUUACAUCAUAGGAUGGAGAGAUCCAGAGCUGCGAGAGGCCCGCGUGGGGGUGGAGUGCAUGCGCGCGUAUACAUACGUUUCACCACGACAAGUAGAAGAGUUUGAAUACCAGGACCUGCUGGCGCGUGAGGCGGCCGAAGAGCAGGAGGCGCGAAAGGAGAUUGAUGCUUUGAUCUCACAGCAACAGCAGCGACAAGAGUCACAACCGGCCGGCGCGCCCAGGAAACGAGGUCGCCCGGGUCGACCGCCGAAAAAGAAAGCCACCGCAGAUGAGGAUGAGAGUCACCGUGUGCCUUCGCUUUCCACGCCACAGAAAAGCCGGCUCAAUUUAUCUGCUGAUAAUCUGCAGGACUUGCAAAACGAAAUGGAGCACCGCAUACGCAGCCAAAACAAUACCAUGGUACUAGACGACGACGAAGACGAUGAAGCUGAGGAGGAUGACGAAGAUGAAGACGAAAUGCUCCAGCGCGUACUGCUACAACAGGCAGAAAGGAACAACAAGGCUGAGCGGCUUGAUAGCGAUUUUACAAUCGCAAUACCCAGCCGUUCCGCUCCACGAACACAGCCGGCGUCUCGUCGAGGUCGUGGACCAGGCCGCCCGCCCAAGGUCAAGCCCCUGGACAGCCAUCAGACCGUUGUCCCACGGGCGGAGCCCAGCAGGCGAGGGUCAGGUGUUAGGCCCACCAGAGGCACCAAGCAGCGUGUCCCGGACCGUUCCCCGGCACAUGCCCCACAAAGCCGACAAAGCACCCCGGCGCCGUCUUUGUCCGAAUCAACUAUCGUGGCACGUCCAGCUUUCCCCAAGCAAGCAUCGCUGGUCUCCUUACAUGACAGUUCCAUCUCAUCUCGCUCCGGCGAGUCGCCCAAAGAUGUGCCUAUCGCACAACGGACGACUUCAGCCAAAACCAAGCGAGAAUCCACCACGCCCAUCCCAUUACCGAGCUAUGUCACAUCGAUGUCGAAAGAUGCGACUCCGAGUCUGGGGCUCCCACCGCUGCCAAAGGCGCGGGAAGAUGAAGCAGUGACUGACGAGGCAAUGGAUGUGGACGCGCCUGAUGAGUGGGAGGUUCUGAGGCUUGAGGGCGUCAGAGUGGAGGAACACGACGGGGUAAAGACUCGCUACUUCAAGGUCCGGUGGAAGGGUGAUUGGCCGCCCGACCAGAACCCGUCAUGGGAGUCGGAGGAUUGCAUAGAUCGUGCCACGGUCAAGGCAUUUUUGAAGCUUCGCAAAGAAAAGAAGCAGGAAGCUUCCACAAAGCUCCGUCCAGCAACCUCUGCCGCGUCACCCGGACCGGCUAGUGCCAAGACUCAGGGCACGCUCAAAGGAUGGCUGCAGCCUGGGAGAGGUGCUGCGCCUGUGCCUUAGGAUGUGUGGUGGGAUCAUCAGACAGUCACGUCAGGCCAGGACUUUAUACCUGUCUUUGCUGGUCCUUCAAUGGGUCAACCAAGAGGCUGUCUGUCUGGGAACGAAGAUACCGAACAAGAAAAAAGUAAAACAAAGAAAAAAAAUAUCAGAACCAAGAUCAAUCCUUGGUAGAUUCUCUAAAUAAAUUGCAGAUGUCUUCCGCCUAGACUUUGCCCCUUGCCCGGUAAGGGGUAGGGCGGUUAGCAUACCUGCCCAGUUGGCCAAUCCACAAAGAAAGUUCAGUUUGUCGUGGAGCUGUAGAACCAUGAACUCGCCACGAAGUGUGCUCAACCUGCACCGGCUAGCUAUAUGGACAUUUCUGCCACCCUUGGUUUGCGAUUAUGUCGAGGGCUCGACAUGGUGAGACUGGUACGGAUGCGGGAAGUUGAUAUACUACUACAUCCCACCCACCACAACCUUUUUUUUUUUUUGCGACUUACUAAUAGCCUCUUUCGAGACAUUUCUGCUGGAUACCUCCAAAGGGUGUAAUGAUACCACGCCCAUCACAAGAAUGCUACAACACACCAGACAUCGUUUGCCGCUACUUCCAUUGCGAAGAUUGGCCGCCAUCAGAAAGUUACAGUUGGGGUGUGGACCAGCAAGACUGCGAGUUUUUUUUUAACCGUGGAAUCCAUUCGGUAAACAUGGCACGUGGUCAUGUAAUGUUGAAAUGUAUGGCAUAAUGUAACACAGUCUAGGUACGAAUGCCUACCUAUUGAUCAACAGCAGCAUAGGAAAUGCAAAGGGGCGCGCACAUACCAUCAUCGAGAUAGGCGCCCUGAGAUAUUGCUGGACUGGGAGCUGUCGGGUUACUACCCAGAUUAUUGGGAGUACGUCGAGGCCAUGCGGCGGCCAGCCUGGAUGUCGGGGUGGGUGAGAGACAGGGCGUUGGAGAAAAUCAUCGAGCCCUGGAGGGAGGAUCUGUCGUCAUCUGGAAUACCCUAGAGAUCGUAUGGUAGCUAGGGGCUCUGCUCGAGAUGUGGCUCACGGCACGCCAGCCGUCCGGUCAUGGAGAGGUUCACAAAGUGGUCAGCCGACUGGGGAGCGAAGAAAAUUUACAAGGUCACCAAACUCGUCCGGGAUCUUGUACCAGUAGCCGAGGUUUACGUAAAUAUUCAGCUCGACUUUGUAACCUGCCUUUCUCGCUGUCGCCGCCAUUGCCUCGCCCAACAAGAAAGGAAAGCUUUUCGUCGACACUGCCAUGGCCGAG